Echinococcus granulosus is the source of this 672-nucleotide messenger RNA. Its product is annotated as Smoothelin-like protein. The transcript has 5 exons. Bases 1 to 672 code for a protein of 223 amino acids. Gene Ontology annotation, molecular function: protein binding. Lineage: Eukaryota; Metazoa; Platyhelminthes; Cestoda; Cyclophyllidea; Taeniidae. The record is from RefSeq and is a predicted model, not a curated record.
AUGUGCGAACUAAAUGGCAGCCAGGAGGAGGAGUGCGUGGCAAUAGAGCACGAGGCGACCCGACAGACAAAAAUGCCCUCUACUGGCCCGAUCAGUGGUCUCAGCCCUAUAGCGAGGCAACCGGAGAGAUUAACUCCACGACAGCCGACAUGCAGUGACGUUCAGUCUAGAUGGCAGCAGCAACGCAGUAAAAUCUUCCGCAAUGUCAAUUGUAUCAGAUCUCCCGGCACCUCCAAGUGUUUCCUUCGGCGUGGAGAAAGAAAUUGUAGAGAGGCUAUACGUUAUCCGGAAGAGGAUGACAGUGUCACUGUGCGGUUGAAGAAUCCAUCUACUAUCUUGUCGAACGAAAUUCAGGCAUCAACAAAUACCAGUCAAUUUUCUGAUGAACCAACUGACCCUGUGGCAUUCUUAAAUGAACACUUCCGAAUACACAAGAUUGCUCCCCUGACACUACUAGAAAUGAAAAACUUGGUACUACGUUUCGUUCAGUUGAACACGCACGAGUACUUGAAAUAUGGUGUUGAGGUGAAAAACUUUUCGACAUCAUGGGCGGACGGUAUCGCAAUGUGCGCCCUUCUACACCACUUUUUCCCAAAUUCCUUCGAUUUCAACACUGUUCUUUCCGGAGGAAAAGCAGAGAACUACCGCCUCGCAUUUGAAAUAGCUGCGUAA